GGGCUCUUAUGGUGUUCAGGCAUCAGGGAGUGCAAGAGUACGGAGUGGCGCGCCUACAAACACACAGACACGCACACAGCCAAACAAGCAGAUUCGUUCACAGACCAAGAGUCUGUAGGGGAAGAGAAGACAAGGAGAAACUUCUCAGAGAAGAGGCAGCACACUCUCUUACUGUGCAACAGAUAUGUUGAAAGAACUAAAGACGCUGUGUCCUGUAUGGCCCUUGGCUGUGGCGGUGCUGUGCAUACUCACUAUGGAAGUCAGCAGUCAAUGCUGGGAGAGCUCCCACUGCCAAGACCUUAGCACAGAGGAGAACAUGUUGGAGUGCAUUCAGCUGUGUAGGUCAGACCUCACAGCUGAGACCCCAGUGUACCCUGGCGAGGGCCACCUCCAACCACCAGAGCCUGAGGAGACUGACGCAGACUCCUUGCCCACCCUCAACCUUGCUGCCGCGGGCUCCCCCGAGGAGUCAUCCCCCGAGGUGAAGCAGGCCUUCCCCAGGCAGGAGGAAAAGCGUUCCUACUCCAUGGGUCACUUCCGCUGGGGCAAGCCGGUGGGCCGCAAGCGCCGGCCCAUCAAGGUAUACCCCAACGGCGUGGAAGAGGAGUCGGCCGAGGUGUUGCCGGGGGAGAUGCGGCGCUCGGCGGCGGCGGUCAACGACGUGGACUACGGAGCGGUGGGUGGCGAGGCGGAGGAGAAGGCAGCGCUGGCCGGGCUGCUCCAGCAGAAGAAAGACGGCUCGUACAAGAUGAACCACUUCAGGUGGAGCGGGCCACCGGCCAGCAAGCGCUACGGCGGCUUCAUGAAGUCGUGGGACGAGAGGAGCCAGAAGCCCCUCCUCACGCUCUUUAAGAACGUCAUCAACAAGGAUGGACAACAGAAGAAAAGUCAGUAAGCGGGGUUGUGGGGGAGGAGAGUGGGUUGGUGGAGAGAAGGAGCGACAGAGGAGAGGAGAUGGAUGAGAGGAGAAAAAGUGAAGGAAAGAGAAGGUGAGGAAAGGAAAAAAGGAUCCAUGACACUGACCUGUGAGAUUUUGCCCGUGCUUUUUGUUUCCCUCCGUAAAGAGGAGACAUACUUGCUUAUUCCUCCCCCUAAUGAUCCUAGCACACAGUAAGUAGAUUGAUUUGUAAUAUUAUUGGGGCUAUCAAAAGGCUUUGUUGACCACAAGCACUUUGUUUUACAAGUUACUCCAUGAUUAACACUGCUAUCAAGAAAUAAAUUCUGAAUAUUGUACAUAUGCUUUUGUGAGUAUUAAUGAGAAGAUGGGUGAAUCAUCUAAUUUGUUGAUGUACUAUACUGUAAACUAAUUACAUGUGAUACAUAAAAAUAUUUUAUUGCAAGCA
Alosa alosa (allis shad) is the source of this 1343-nucleotide messenger RNA. It is a transcript of the gene pomca, whose product is annotated as proopiomelanocortin a. Bases 185 to 895 code for a protein of 236 amino acids. Gene Ontology annotation, biological process: neuropeptide signaling pathway. Gene Ontology annotation, cellular component: extracellular region. The record is from RefSeq and is a predicted model, not a curated record. Gene Ontology annotation, molecular function: neuropeptide hormone activity. The transcript is spliced from 3 exons. NCBI's taxonomy places the organism in Eukaryota, Metazoa, Chordata, Actinopteri, Clupeiformes, Clupeidae.